Menidia menidia (Atlantic silverside) is the source of this 2795-nucleotide messenger RNA. NCBI's taxonomy places the organism in Eukaryota, Metazoa, Chordata, Actinopteri, Atheriniformes, Atherinopsidae. The record is from the annotation of a GenBank genome assembly.
AGAGAGUGGGAGCAAAGAAAGAGCAAAACUGUGUGGGAGCAGAAGAAGCUAAAGGUUUAAUAUGCUGUCUUGCGUGUGGUGGUUGGAUAGCAGUUGUUGAAGAUACUUUUGUUGGACAUUAACGGGAGAGAUUCACAACCUGAGACCGUGUCGCAGAAGUUGUCUUGAAGAUGCAGCGCGAGGAGCUGUCAGCCCGAGAGGAGUUCACCUACAGCCACAUGCCCACCCUGGAGAGGGGAAAUGGGACACUGGGGCGCCGGGGGGACAGGGGAGCAGAGAGAAGGCCAGACAGGGGGGAGAGGGACAGGCUGGAGCGGGACGGCUACACAGUGGACGUGAGGGCCAGUGACCUGCAGCUGGCCCAGCCGGAGCCUCUAAAGCACCCCUGCUUCAGCUACAGGGCCUGGCUCUACAGUGUCCUCAUAGGGGGCUGCCUGCUCAUCGCAUCUGGCUUCUCCCUCUACCUGGGAAAUGUGUUUCCGGUCGCUAUGGACUACCUGCGCUGCGCGGCGGGCUCUGGCAUCCCUGCUGCUAUAGCCAGCUUUGCCAUUGCCAAGAACAGACAUACAGCAGUUUCAGAUUUCCAGGUGGUCUACGUCUCAACUUUUGCUGUGACGACAACCUGCCUGGUUUGGUUUGGUUGUAAGCUGGUCUUGAACCCCUCUGCUGUCAAUAUCAACUUUAACCUCAUCCUGAUGAUUUUGCUGGAGGUGUUGAUGGCCAGUGCCGUCAUUCUGUCUGCCCGCUCCGCAGAGGACUGCUGCUGCCACAUGAAGCCGGUGGCGCAUGACAGACCUGUGGUCAUUAAGCCUGCAGUGUUCCCCACUCGACUUCUCAGGGCAUAUUCUGUGAUUGAAAUAAUUGUGGGAAUCUCUGCUGUAUUUGGAGGCAUUAUUGCUCUCAACAUGGAUGCGUUGCUGCCGGGUCCCUACCUGUCGGUCACAUUUUUCUGGAUCCUUGUAGCUUGUUUUCCCAGUGCUAUUGCCAGUCACGUUGUAUCAGAAUACCCCAACAAAUGUCUGGUGGAAGUGCUGAUUGCCAUCAGCAGUGUGACGUCUCCGCUCCUCUUUUCUGCUUCUGGCUUCCUCUCUAGCAGUGUGAUCAGUUUUAUUGACAUUUUUCUUCACGAUGUGCCUACAGCCAAGCAAUCCUACGACAUCCUGCUGUUGAUUCUGAUGGUGCUGCUGCUGGUGCAGGCAGUCCUCACUUCGGCCACUGUGGUGCACUGUGCCACCUACAAGAGUCAGCUCCGCAGGGGAGCUCCGGAGUGUGACGAGAGCCUGCGAUCCAUCACUCAUUACAGCGAGCAUCAUGCAUCCAACGGAACACUGCAGGAUUUUGACAAGGACAGAGCCUGGAAGGCAGUUGUGGUCCAAAUGGCUCAAUGAGCAGUUCUACUCUAUACAAAGAAGUUUGUUCAGGAGUGGAAAAAUGGGAAGAAAAGGAGGCACAGAGCAAACUCUGUGAGCUCUAAGAACAAGGACAAGGGUACUGGACAGAGACCAGAGGAAAGAAACUGGGGUAGAUGGAUUGUAAAGAACACAGAAUGGAAAAGUAGAAACAAGGAAAAAUAUGUUUUAUUUGUUUUUUAUGAAUAUAUUUUUCAUAGAUGAUACUUUAAGCACCUUGCUUUCAUGUUUGUUCCUGUAUGUAGAAAUGUUUUCAUUCUAAAUGCAAUGAGGAAUUAUUUGAAACAAAAGUUUUUUUUAUAAUGAUGGCAUGUACAGAAGUUAUCAUGAAAAAGUUGGUGAGAUAAUGAUCAAUAACAGAUCCAAGCUUUUGAGCCUAAUCAUAGAGCUCAUUAUAUCCUGAGACAUUAAUCUUGUUCUGCACUCUGAAUACAUGAAACAUGACUCAUUUGGGAUUUAAUUGAUGCUGCAGUUUUCUUAGUCAUAAACACUGUAUUCCUUCAAAGAAAAUGAAAUAAACAUUUUCACAAAAGCUAAAGAAAGCAAAUGUUUCAUUAUGUAUUUUUUUCUACAAAAAAGUAUUGAUAAGUUUUCUUAGAACUCUUUAUAGUGUUAAAGUCCUUUUUCUGUGUGCCGUUUGUUGUGUAUGGAGCUGUUUACACAAGAAGUCUGAUUUUUCACUGCAGAGAUGCAAUAUUGAUGUGAUGAAUUCUAACUUAAUGUGUGUCUUACGUUAAAAAUCAGAUGUCUUAGCUGUAUAUAAAGUUGUAUAUGUUGUUCUUUAAAGUUGCUGAAAUCAUGAGUAUCUGGAAACUGUAUACUUGGUUAGAUCAUAAAGAAAAUAAAGAAGGUGACAAUUAUAAUAUCAAUUAGCAUUAUUAUUAAAAGUCUCUUUAUUUGCCUGUUAUUCACACAUAAAACUGUAAUGGAGAGAUUGUAGAUUUCUGGUCAUUUGCAAAACAUACAAAUUGACCCAGUCCAAUCUUAAAAAUAAGAUUGGACUGGGUAAAGAUUUAGUACCCUCAACAUCACUAUACCUCAUUGUCAUGUUAUCUUUGUUAAUUCUCUGUAAAUGCAUACCCAUCCUUCCGCUUUCGCAUGAAACAUUAUACGUGAUAUAUUAUAUUAAAAUUAAGUCAUUUUUCUCCCUGACAUAGCUUGUGAUGUUAAAGGCAAAGAUGAAUCAUUUAACAUGGAUACAUGAUGUGGAUACCAUAACAUUUCUGUUACAUUCAAUGUCAAUGAUUUCUAAUAGAGGUAAUAUUUUCUGUCUUGACCUUAUUGUAUACACUCAUCUUGUUAGUCUAACCUGAUAUUUCCAGUUAUCUUUAAUUUGGGGACUUUGAGGAUCUUGCCUAACUUUUCUGUUUGCAGCCUUUGUGGUAG